This is a messenger RNA of Vicia faba (fava bean), 813 nucleotides long. The record is from the annotation of a GenBank genome assembly. NCBI's taxonomy places the organism in Eukaryota, Viridiplantae, Streptophyta, Magnoliopsida, Fabales, Fabaceae.
AUGCCUGAGCUAAUCUCCCCUUAUCAGUCAAGAUUUGUGUCGGGGCGUAGUAUUCAUGAGAACAUAAUCAUUACCCAGGAAAUAAUUCAUAGCAUGAGAAACAAGAAAGGCAAGAAAGGUUACUUUGCGAUUAAGGUUGACUUAUCAAAGGCUUAUGACAAAUUGAGUUGGGAUUUUAUUUGGAGGAUCCUUGAGGAAUUUCACCUUCAAAGGAAAAUGAUUGAUCUUAUUUUGCAUGGAGUCACAAGCGUUAAAACAAAUAUAAAGUGGAAUAGUGCAGUUUCUAAAUACUUUAGACCAGUGGAUGAGGGCAAGUGGAAAACGAUAAAAGCUGGAAAGAAAGGAAGAGCGGCAAAAAAGGAGUAUUUUCAUUAUAUAGUGGAGCAAGUAAGUAAUAAACUUACUGCUUGGAAGGGAAAACAACUUGCCUUUAUGGGCAGGGUCACUCUUGCCAAGAGUGUAAUUGAGACUCUUCUGAUUUAUCCGAUGAUGAUAACGAUUAUCCCUAAAAGUUGUAUUGAUGCAAUCCACAAACUUCAAAGGAGCUUCAUUUGGGUUGAAAUUGGAACUACAUGUAUGAUGAAAAUUGGCUGGGAGAUGCAAACUAACACUCAAGAUCUGUGGUGUGAAGUGUUAUGGGGUAAAAGUUGGCCUCUGCUGGAAACUAACUGUUAUUGGGAUAUUGGAGAUGUCAGUACGAUUAAGGCAUGGGAAGACAAAUGGGUUGACUCGACUAUUCGCAUCAAGGAUCUUAAUAUUAAAAUUCAUAUUCACCUCCAGACGACGAAUGUUGCAGACAUGGGUUUGAAUUAG